AUGGAGGGCGGCCCUCUCGCGGGUUUCGCGAGCGGAGACGAGGAGCGCAGCGAAGAAGACGAGACAAGCGCUGCGUCGCUUUCUCGCGCUCCCCCCACAUCUCCGAAUGUCGGCGGCUCGUCGUGCACUGUCCAUGCCUCGGGAAAGGCGUCGGUUCCCCUCUACGAGGGCCCUGACAUCUUUGGAACUGAGGCCUUCGACGCAGUCUGUUGCGUCGACAUCCUCGAUCAGUCGUACAAACCGGAAGUUCGCCGCAUCCUUGCUCUCUGGGGACUUCUGUUGCUGGCGUCGACGAGUCUCCUCCUGGUUGGGUUCUUCGGCGCGUUCCGCUUUCUCCACCGCGAUGGAACCCUCGACUUGACGCACAACCUCUGGAAACAGGAUUUGUUCUGGUCGGCCGUCGUGCAGUUCAUGGUCACCUCCGUUGGCGUCGCCUGCGGCUUCAUUGCCCUCGUCAGCCACACGCAACUGGGCACGUCGUGCGAAGUGCACGCGUUCCAGCGGUUCUUCACGUGGUGUCUCCUGUUCCACCUCGCGGGGGCUCUCUUUUGUUUCGUGGCGGCGAUCAAACUCACCGCUGUCAAUGUUUUUGCGCCUUCAACAACGCCUCUCGCUCACCGCGCGGUCUCUCUCCCACGCGACCACAGGGUCUCGCUUCGCUUCCAGGACACUCCUCCACUUUUCUCUGAGGCAUCAGGCGCCUCCCCUGACGGCUUGUCUCCGAGGGCCGAGCCUGUGGACCCUCUUCCGGGGAAAUCCCACUUCAGAGUCGCGCCGGCGUCUGCCGAACCGUCCGUCGCUGCCUUGUCAUUGUCUUCUCCUUUCGCUCUGUCUCCUUUCUCGGCGAAGCGCGCGCUCGGCUCUUUCCAGUUUUCGCCUCCGUGGCAAAACCCAGAUCGUAGCGCCGCAGCACACUCGGUCGCUCCGACUUCUUCUCGCGGGCGCCAAGGCCCGACGGAUCCGCAGGCAGACGGAGAGGCUCUAGAGCCAAUCGUGAAAUCCGUUUCUCUGCGUUCUAUGGGGACGGAGAGAUUCCGUGUCCCGAGACCGAAUCGUCUUUCAGUCUCGUCCCCGUCGCUGUCUCUUGCCAGAUCUUCCAGUUCCUUUUCUCCUUCCUUUGCAGAGAGGCUCGUCGCCAGGACUGAGCUGUCGAGCGCCAGCAUUAACGCACACAAACUGCGGGCGGCGCCCCCGCCGAGGGAAAGCCCCAUUUACCGAAAAAUGCUGUUUUCGUCUCUAACAGUCAACUUUUUUGAAGCGGUUUUGCAUGCGCUCUGCUUCGUAGCCACCUGGCGCCUCGCUCGGAGACUCGGGAGGCUUUUCGGACUCAAGAUGCCCAGAAUCCCUUUUUGA
Molecule: messenger RNA, 1353 nt
Organism: Neospora caninum
Lineage: Eukaryota; Apicomplexa; Conoidasida; Eucoccidiorida; Sarcocystidae
Exons: 1
Coding region: 1-1353 (450 amino acids)
Source: RefSeq, a predicted model, not a curated record